GACGACGUUCCGGUUGUAGUUUUGCUUGAAUGGCGCAGCGGGGAGAAUAACAUUAAGCAUGUCGAAAAGGAAAGUGACGUUUCAGGAUGGAGAUAGUGAGAUUACUUUGGAAGAAGAGAUUCCGAAGAAAAAGAUGGUUGAUGGUUUGACUGGCCCAGGAUCCAGAUUUAAGGAAAAACACUCUUUGGACAGUGAUGAGGAAGACGAAGUAGAGGAUGUAGACAAUAGCAGUAAAUAUGACAUCCUGGCCAGCGAUGAUGUGGAAGGUCAGGAAGGGGCGACCAUUGACUAUGAUGAGGGUGUACGCAUCACUCCUUUUAACCUUGAUGAGGAAAUGCAGGAGGGACACUUUGAUUCAGAGGGAAACUAUUUCGUUAACAAAGAGAAAGAUAUCAGGGACAACUGGCUGGAUAACAUUGACUGGGUGAAGGUAAAAGAGCAGCCUGUGAAAAAGAAGAAAGGCCUUGCAGCUAAGAGGAAGAGAAGAGUUGGUGAUGAAGAUGAGGCUGAGGAGGAGAUAAAACGAGAGGAGCAGAGGAAUGACAGUGAAGAUGAGGAGGAAGAGAAAGAGAAAGAGCCGGCAGAAGACCCUCUGGCUGCAUACAGUCAUUAUCAACUCACAGAAGCCAUCAUUGAGCUGCUACUGCCCGGAGAAACUGUGUCUGCUGCUCUAAGAAGACUUGGUGGUCUUGGAGGACAGAAGAAGAAAGGAAGACAAAGAAAUGGAGAGGAAGAGAAAAAGGAGGCUUCAAACAGAGAUGCCGAUAAACUUGACAAACUGACAGCAUUGGCAGAUAGACUGGUGGGCAUUGGAGAGUUUGAAAUCUAUCAGCAGACAUAUGAAAAACUGGCCUACCAGCUGAAGGGGAUGACUAGAGGAAAAGCAGCCAAAACACUAGGGGAUGAAGAGGAGGAUAAAGAUGAGCUUGACAUGUUUGGUGAUGACUUUGAUGAGAAGCAUGAUGCGGAUAAAAAUGAGGAUAAUGAUAACAGGAAAGUGAGUGAUGAGGUCAUGUGGGAGUACAAGUGGGAAAAUAAGGAAAGCUCUGAGCUCUACGGACCCUUCAGCAGCCAACAAAUGCAGGACUGGGUGGAUGAGGGCUACUUCAAUGAUGGAGUCUACUGCAGGAGGAUUGACCAGGAAGGCGCUUCAUUCUACAACUCAAAGAGGAUAGACUUCGAUCUUUACACAUGAACUGUCUAUAAAUCAUUUUACUGGUUUUAUUUGAUUUCUUCAGCCCUUUCGAGAGAGCCUUUCUGAGCAAUUGUUUACUCUGCAAUAAUUGACUUGUGUGCCCACACACAUUGGUAUGUGCACCUGUGUUUAUACGUGAUGUUGUUUUAAAAUAAAGUCUUUUCUGGCUGGA
This is a messenger RNA of Danio rerio (zebrafish), 1367 nucleotides long. It is a transcript of the gene cd2bp2, whose product is annotated as CD2 (cytoplasmic tail) binding protein 2. Gene Ontology annotation, cellular component: cytoplasm; nucleus; U5 snRNP. The record is from RefSeq and is marked provisional. Lineage: Eukaryota; Metazoa; Chordata; Actinopteri; Cypriniformes; Danionidae.